Apus apus (common swift) is the source of this 3287-nucleotide messenger RNA. It is a transcript of the gene SELE, whose product is annotated as selectin E. The record is from RefSeq and is a predicted model, not a curated record. Gene Ontology annotation, cellular component: membrane; external side of plasma membrane. Gene Ontology annotation, biological process: leukocyte tethering or rolling; heterophilic cell-cell adhesion; response to cytokine. The coding region runs from base 990 to 3197 and encodes 735 amino acids. NCBI's taxonomy places the organism in Eukaryota, Metazoa, Chordata, Aves, Apodiformes, Apodidae. The transcript has 16 exons. Gene Ontology annotation, molecular function: oligosaccharide binding; sialic acid binding.
CAGUGUUUUAGGGGGGAAAAAAAAGCAAGCUGCCCUUUGCUGUAGCAAAGUGUGCAUGAUUACUGAGGCAUGUGUCUCCAUACCAUGGACACCAUGUGACUGCUCUCUGCAGAAGUAUAAUUAAUCAGCUUAUACACAAUAGGUGUGCAUGGAUUCAGUACACAACUAUUGUAUUGUCUUGUCCACCUGAAACAUUGUAUGACCUGCUCAGGAAUUGUAACCCUUUUGAGCUAAGGAUAUUGGAUCAUACUGUCCAAGAGACUCCUCCAAGCUAAGUUGACAUUCCAGGCUUGACUGCUACGAGUGACUGAUGAAGCUGUACUGUGAGCAAGACUCUGCAAGAGCACUAAGCAAACCUUACCACAAACGAGAACCCUGCACAGUGUUCUGUGACCCACAAGGAAGGACUUGUCCAAUGCUGCAGUUCAUAUCUUUUACUCAAACUUAGUUAACCAGCAUUGAAUGUUGGUGCCUUUCUUCCUGAGAUGCCAAAAGAACCAGAACUUCCUUGAUGCAAAACAUUAUGCUCGGUGAAAAGUUGGAAUCUGCUCAUUCAUGCAACUAACACAAACCAACCAUCUUGCUCCUUCCUGAUAUCCCGGAAUUGUGUGUGUCUUCCAGCAGAACUGUGCAAUGUAGCACUUGGCAGUUUGUCAGCCCAGUGUGUGACAGGGUUGAUUUGGCAAGGGGAAGCGUCAGGCUUAAUGUGUGGGAGGGCCAUAUUCCUGGAUUUUCCAAGAAUUUUUUUUUCCACACGGAAUUUCCCGUUUCGUGGAGGAUAGGGCCAGCUGAGAGAAUAAAAGGCUGCAGUAAAGACAGGCUUACACAUCCAGACACUUGGAGCUGCAGUUAAUCUUCAAGUCCACAUUCAGCGACUUCACAACGGAAGGCGGUCACUGAGAAUAUCAGAGAGGACUCUCUCCAUCCUGCCACCACAACUACAACAUCUGUUUGCUAAAAGAUAAAGGGAAGAGAAAACUCUCAGAACUAUGAUUUGCUUGUGGCUCCUAUCUCUUCUUACUUAUGGGCUUACACUGCUGCAGGGGGUGGAUUGUUGGACAUACCAUUAUUCAGACACAAACAUGACCUACAGAGAAGCAGAGCUGUGGUGCAAAAAGAGGUAUACUAACAUGGUUGCCAUUCAGAAUAAGGAGGAAAUCAACUACCUCAAUAACUUUUUACCCUUCAAUCCGGGUUACUACUGGAUCGGAAUCAGAAAAAUUAAUGAGGUAUGGACCUGGAUUGGAACUAACAAAGAACUGACAGAAGAGGCAAAAAACUGGGCUUCAGGUGAGCCAAAUGGCAAAGGGAACAAUGAGGACUGCGUUGAAAUCUACAUCAAAAGAGGGAAGGAUGAUGGCAAAUGGAAUGAUGAGCAGUGUGAGAAAAAGAAAGUCGCCUUGUGCUACACAGCUUCUUGCAACCCAUCUCUCUGUAGUGGCCGUGGAGAAUGCAUAGAAACUAUUAACAAUCACACCUGCCAUUGUAACCCUGGAUUCUAUGGGCCUGAAUGCGAGUUUGUUGAGAGCUGUGAUCCACUAAAGAAACCUGAUCAUGGGAGCCUCAAAUGCAACCACCCGUUGGAGAACUUCAGCUACAACUCGUCCUGCACGGUUCAAUGUGAGGAAGGCUAUGAGCUGACUGCAGCAGAGUCUAUAUUCUGUACCUCUUCUGGAGUCUGGUCUGCUCCCCUUGCAGCAUGCAAAGCUGUGACCUGUCCUGCCUUAGAAGUGCCUGCUCAUGGUGCUGUGAACUGCUCCCAUCCCUCUGUGGAGCUCUCCUGGGGCACCACCUGCAAGUUCACUUGUGAGGAAGGAUUUACCCUGACAGGACCAGCCACACUGCAGUGUGGGUCUUCUGGGGCCUGGGACAGGCAGCAGCCAUCCUGUGCAGCUGUGAGGUGUGAGGCUGUAACUUGGCCAGAAGAAGGCUUUGUGACCUGUGACCACACUCCUGCAGAUCUCACCUAUCGCUCACGUUGUCAUUUCACCUGCAGUGAGGGCUACCUUCUGGAUGGCCCAGCCAGCAUUGAGUGCAUGGCACAAGGACAGUGGUCACAGCCACUGCCAAAAUGCAAAGCUGUGACCUGUCCUGCCUUAGAAGUGCCUGCUCAUGGUGCUGUGAACUGCUCCCAUCCCUCUGUGGAGCUCCCCUGGGGAACCACCUGUGAGUUUACCUGUGAGGAAGGAUUUACCCUGACAGGACCAGCCACACUGCAGUGUGGGUCUUCUGGGGCCUGGGACAGGCAGCAGCCAUCCUGUGCAGCUGUGAGGUGUGAGGCUGUAACUUGGCCAGAAGAAGGCUUUGUGACCUGUGACCACACUCCUGCAGAUCUCACCUAUCGCUCACGUUGUCAUUUCACCUGCAGUGAGGGCUACCUUCUGGAUGGCCCAGCCAGCAUUGAGUGCAUGGCACAAGGACAGUGGUCACAGCCACUGCCAAAAUGCAAAGCUGUGACCUGUCCUGCCUUAGAAGUGCCUGCUCAUGGUGCUGUGAACUGCUCCCAUCCCUCUGUGGAGCUCCCCUGGGGAACCACCUGUGAGUUUACCUGUGAGGAAGGAUUUACCCUGACAGGACCAGCCACACUGCAGUGUGGGUCUUCUGGGGCCUGGGACAGGCAGCAGCCAUCCUGUGCAGCUGUGAGGUGUGAGGCUGUAACUUGGCCAGAAGAAGGCUUUGUGACCUGUGACCACACUCCUGCAGAUCUCACCUAUCGCUCACGUUGUCAUUUCACCUGCAGUGAGGGCUACCUUCUGGAUGGCCCAGCCAGCAUUGAGUGCAUGGCACAAGGACAGUGGUCACAGCCACUGCCAAAAUGCAAAGUUGUACAGUGUGAACCACUGAGCUCUCCUGAGAAAGGCUUCAUGGAUUGUUCACAUGGUGCUGGGAACUUCACUUACAACACAGCCUGCCACUUCAGCUGUCUGGAAGGAUGGAGGCUCAAUGGUUCUCAUGUUCUUGAAUGCAGUCGUUCAGGGAACUGGACUGCUAUCCUGCCUACAUGUGAAGCUUCUGAACAAGCCAGCUAUGUGUCUGUGGGCAUAGCAGCCACAAGUGCCUCCCUGUUGUCCACAGCAUCAUUCCUCCUUUGGCUUGCAAGACAUUUCCGAAGAAAAGCAAAGAAAUUUACUCCUUCAAGUAGCUGCCAGACCCUAACUGUUGAUGGGAGUUUCCAGAGUGCUGGCCAGAAUGUCUAACUCCAGGUGUUUCAGGAAUUGAAGCCAUUGUUACUUCUGUCACAGAUUUACGGAGAAUGAAACUGCAUGCAAAUCAGCAGCUGUCCAGAU